Scedosporium apiospermum is the source of this 819-nucleotide messenger RNA. RefSeq lists its product as uncharacterized. The transcript is spliced from 7 exons. NCBI's taxonomy places the organism in Eukaryota, Fungi, Ascomycota, Sordariomycetes, Microascales, Microascaceae. Bases 1 to 819 code for a protein of 272 amino acids. Gene Ontology annotation, biological process: barbed-end actin filament capping; actin cytoskeleton organization. Gene Ontology annotation, molecular function: actin filament binding. The record is from RefSeq and is a predicted model, not a curated record. Gene Ontology annotation, cellular component: F-actin capping protein complex; actin cortical patch.
AUGGACCACAUCGACACAAUUUCCUCCUUUGUCGAAGGAGCCCCUCCAGGCGAACUCGACGACGUCAUUGCAGAUAUCAAGGCCCUUACGAUAUCGAACCCCCACGUCGUCGCCAAACUCGGCCCUGCCUUCGAGAAGUACAAUGAAGAACAGUUCACAACGGUUAAGCUGCCCGGGGGCAGUCAGCAUGUCAUCGUUAGUUCACACAGCUCCCUCGGCGACGGGAGGUAUUACGACGUCGGAAGCUCGUCCAGCUUCCACUUCGACCACCAGAAGCGACAAGCAAGCGCCGUACAGUCCCAUGUCCUAGAUAGCUCCCACACCGACCUCGUGACCUCCGUGUUGAAGAGUCUCGGAACCUACGUUGGCGAGCAUUACCCCAAUGCUACAUACGGUGUCUAUCCCAUCGAAAACGACUCCAAGGUUGCAAUCAUCAUUGUUGCCAACAAGUACAGCCCGAACAACUUCUGGAAUGGACGAUGGAGAUCGUUCUAUAUCUUCGAUCCCUCAUCCGGAAACCUCGAAGGCUCGAUUAAAAUCGAUGUGCACUAUUACGAGGACGGCAAUGUCCGCCUUCUGACCAACAGACCGAUUUCAGUCUCGAUCGCUUCCGGCACUGGCAGUGGUAUCGUGAAGGAAAUAUCAGCGGCCGAGAAGAAGUAUCAGGAGGAGGUGAACAGGGCAUUCACAGGCCUGAGCGAGGGUGCAUUCAAGAACCUACGAAGACAGCUACCGGUAACGAGGCAAAAGAUCGAGUGGGAGAAGGUGACGAGUUACAGGUUAGGCCAGGAUAUCGGUGGUGGGAGCUCCAGGAGAUAG